ACCGAGAUAAUAAUUUAAUUUGUUUUAUUAUAUUCUCAGUGUUAUUAAUUUUAUGAUAAUUGAUAGUAAAUGUCACGCUAUUGCUUUGACUCUAGCAUAAAUGAAUAACCUUUGAAAAUGAAAAUAGUUCAAUAAUUACCACCGGUUCUUAAUCAUUAAAAUCGAUUUCGUCCGCGUAGUACCAUUAUACGACUUAUUAUUCACUGGUUUAUUUUCUAUUUAUUGCGUAUAUUCAAAAAAAUUAUGGAGAUGGAUGAUAAAAAUUCUAAUCCUGAUCCUACUAAAGUUGAACGGCUUAACAGUUUCCAUCCCGACUGCAAUGAAUUAAAACAAAGAUAUGAUGAAUGUUUUAAUGUAUGGUUCACUGAACAUUAUAUGAAUGGACAUUAUAACAAUGAAGGAUGUAAUAAAGUGUUCGAGUUGUACACAGACUGUGUGAAACGUGGUAUGAAAGAAUACGGAUUACAAUACGAAGAAACAACUGCUUCACACUUGGGAACAAAUAAAGAAAAAACUGCAUUCACAGAUUCAAAAAAGCCAAAGUCGAAUGAUGAAUAACAAUAAAAAGAUAGCAAUGAACAAUAUGACAAAAAAA
Melanaphis sacchari is the source of this 595-nucleotide messenger RNA. RefSeq names its product TP53-regulated inhibitor of apoptosis 1-like. NCBI's taxonomy places the organism in Eukaryota, Metazoa, Arthropoda, Insecta, Hemiptera, Aphididae. The record is from RefSeq and is a predicted model, not a curated record.